Messenger RNA from Trichechus manatus latirostris (Florida manatee), 1467 nucleotides. Its product is annotated as ras-related protein Rab-5C. The record is from RefSeq and is a predicted model, not a curated record. The transcript is spliced from 4 exons. Gene Ontology annotation, cellular component: endosome; Golgi apparatus. Gene Ontology annotation, molecular function: GTP binding; GTPase activity. NCBI's taxonomy places the organism in Eukaryota, Metazoa, Chordata, Mammalia, Sirenia, Trichechidae. The coding region runs from base 159 to 650 and encodes 163 amino acids.
CACUGGGGGGAGAGGAGCGGAGCCUGUCCGAGCCCCGGCGCCGAGUAACGCCGCCGCCCCGGAGCCGCCUUGGAGACCCCCUUGCCACUAAGUGCCUCUUUGCAAAGCUCCGGCCCCCCGCCCCCACACUUACUGGUACCACAACAGAGGGACGGGCCAUGGCGGGUCGGGGAGGUGCAGCACGACCCAACGGACCAGCCUCUGGGAACAAGAUCUGCCAAUUUAAGCUGGUCCUGCUGGGGGAGUCUGCAGUGGGCAAAUCCAGCCUUGUCCUCCGCUUUGUCAAGGGGCAAUUCCACGAGUACCAGGAGAGCACAAUUGGAGGUGAGUGGGCACGAGGGAGUGGGAGCAGCCUCAGAGAAGCCAAAGAUAGCUGGGCCCCAUCCACUGCCAACUGCCGACAUUUCCCUCCCACCCCCUCUCACCUCCAUCCGAACCAGGAAGCACAAGCGUAUGCAGACGACAACAGUUUGCUGUUCAUGGAAACAUCAGCAAAGACUGCAAUGAACGUGAAUGAAAUUUUCAUGGCAAUAGCUAAGAAGCUCCCCAAGAACGAGCCCCAGAAUGCUGCUGGUGCUCCAGGCCGGAACCGAGGUGUGGACCUUCAGGAGAACAACCCAGCCAGCCGGAGCCAGUGCUGCAGCAACUGAGCCCCCCUUGCCUGCCCACUGCCCCCACCUCCUCCGCCUGAACGACCCGACUGGAAUCCACUCUAACCAAUCGCACUUAACGACCCGGGCCACUGCUGGGGGGGCAGGGGGAGGGCUCCACCAUGAUUUCUCCAUAUAAUUUUGAUCAUAGGCCGGAGUGAGUUAUUCCACCUGCACCUUUCUGUACAAAUACUAAUUCAAUUUUAAGUCUUAAGUCACUUUUUUAAUAUAUAUGAUCUUCUGCUCUUCCCACUUCCUUCCCUUUCUACUGCUCCCCCACUUUUCCUUUGCUGGUAGUAACCACAUGCUCCCCUGCCCGCCACCCCUGUAUAUGGGGGCAGGGGGCUGGAGCAGUUACCCUUCCUUUCCUUCUUGCUGAAUAGCAGACUCAGCAAGAGCAUCCACACCCUUUCCUUGUCUGGAGCGGGCUUCGUUUGGGGUGGUGGGGAAGGCCCUGGAGGCUAGCAAAGGAGAAUGAGCUCUUCCCCCAGCGUGCUGUCAUCAGGCUGCACCCCGCCCCCCGGCUGGGAGAGAACCCACAACAUUACUACAAUUACUUAUCACACAUUACUGUGACAGUCACGAACCCAUUGCCCACCCCCACCCCCUUGGUCACCCUGACCUCUGGCUCUGAGCCCUGUUCUGACCAAAUCACGAUGAUGAGUAUUUGGGGGCGGGUGGGUAAGGGGGGGAGUGGGGGGGAUGGAACCAACUUUUUCUGUAUUUUGUAUUGUAUGUUUUCUUCAACAUGUAACCAAUCAGUAUCUUGUCAAUAUAGUCAGCCGAUCGAUCGACCUUGCUCUUGUCUUCUUGUCUU